Eufriesea mexicana is the source of this 825-nucleotide messenger RNA. Its product is annotated as torsin-1A. NCBI's taxonomy places the organism in Eukaryota, Metazoa, Arthropoda, Insecta, Hymenoptera, Apidae. The transcript is spliced from 4 exons. The coding region runs from base 88 to 825 and encodes 245 amino acids. Gene Ontology annotation, molecular function: ATP binding; ATP hydrolysis activity. The record is from RefSeq and is a predicted model, not a curated record.
AGUAAUAUAGCAACAUAUACAAAAUGUAAAUUCGUGGAAUGUUGUAUAAAUGAAUAUGUUAUUUCUGAUAUUGAUAAGUUAGAUGAUAUGUUCAAAAAAGAACUUUAUGGACAAACAAUUGCUCAAUCUGUAGUUAUAAAUGCUUUACGUGGUCAUUUAACUUCAUCUAAUCCCCCAAAGGCUUUGUCUAUGAGUUUUCAUGGGCCACCAGGAACAGUAAAUGACUAUAAGGAAGAACUAUACAAAAUCAUUAUUAAGAGUUUACAAAAUUGUGAAAGAUCAAUGUUUAUAUUUGAUGAAGUGGAUAAAAUGCCAGAAGGUGUACUAAAUGUUCUUGUACCAUUUUUGGAUUAUCAUACAAAAAUUAAAUUAUGGAGGCUUGAUAACAAUUUUAUAAAUACAACGAAAGCAAUUUACAUAUUUUUAUCUAAUACAGGCAGUAUUGGAAUUACACAGCGUUUAUUAACACUUUGGAAAGAAGGCAAACAGAGGACUAUGACUAAACUUCAAGACUUUGAGAACAUAAUAAGUGUUAGAGCAUUCAAUGAGAAGGGUGGUUUCUAUCAUAGUGAUACAAUAGACUCUAAUCUUAUAGACCAUUAUGUACCUUUUUUACCACUUGAAGAAGUACAUGUGAGAGAAUGUUUAAAAAAAGCUUUUGUAAAUAGAGGAGUAUAUCCUACCAGUGAAAUGAUAAAAGAAGCAUUGUCAUAUGUUACUUUUGGGCCUCCACCAGAUAAUAUCUAUGCAAUUGCUGGCUGCAAAAGACUGGAACAAAAAGUCGCUUCUAUCAUAUAUGCUAAUAAAAAACAAACAGAACUUUAA